AUGGGUUUUUAUUGGGGUUGGGUGGGGGGGGGGUGUUUUUUGUGUGUGGGGUGGGUGGGGGGGUGUUGGGGGUGUGUGGAUUGGGGGGUUGGGUUUGUUGUUUUGGGGUGGUUGGGGUUUGGGUGUUUUUGUGUUAUGUGGGGGUUUUUUUGGUUGGGUGGUUGGGGGGGGGGGGGGGUUUUGUUAAUUUUUUUUUUUGUUUGUGGGUGGGGUGUUUUUUUUUGUUGGUGGGUGGGUGUGGGUUGGUGGGGUGUGGUGUGUGGGGGUUUUGUGGGGUGUUUUGGGGUUGGUUGGGUUUUGGGUUGUGUUGUUGUGGGUGGGGGAGUUUGGGUUGAUGGUUUUGGUGUGGUUGGUUUAUGGGUUGUUGUGGGGGGUGGGGGGUUGGGGGGGGGGGUGUUUUUUUUUGUUGUGUUUUGGGUUUGUUUUGGGGGGGUUGUGUGUUUAUUUUUGGGGGGUGGGGGUUGUGGGGGUUUGGGGGUUGUUGUUUUUUGGGUUGUUGUUUGUUUUUGGGUUUGGGUGUUGUGGUGGUGGUGGGUUGUUUUUGUUUUGGUGGGGUUUUUGGUGGGGUGGGGGGUGGUGGUGGGUUUGGGGGGGUUGUUUUGGGUUGUGUUUGUGGUUUUUGGGGGUUGGUUUUUUGGGUGUGGUGGGGUUAUUUGUUUUGUGUUGGAUUUUUUUUGGUGUUUUUUUUGGGUUUGGUGGUGUGUUGGGUGUUUGUUUUUUGGGGGGGGGGGGGUGUUUUUGUUUGGAUUUUUGGGUUUUGUGUGUUUUUUGGGGGGGGUUUGGUGGUGUGGGGGGGGGGUGGGGGUGGGGGGUGGGUGUGUGGGUUUGUGGGUGGUGGGUAGGGGGGGUGUUGUUUGUGGUGGGGGGUUGGGUUUGGUUGUUUGUGGUAUUGUGUUUGUGGUUUGUUGUUGGGUUGGGUGGGUGGGGUUGUUGGUUGGGUGGUUUUUGUGUGGGGUUGUGGGGGUGUGUUGUUUUUGGGGUAGUGUGGGUGUGGGGUGGUGUGUGGUGGUUUUAUUUUUUGGUGUGUUGGUGGUUGGUUGUGUUGUGUGGUUGGGGGGGUUUUGUUGUGUUGUGGUGGUUUGUUGGGGGGGGGGGUUGGUUGGGGUGUGGUGUUUGUGUGUUUGGUGUGUUGUGGUGGGUGUUGGGGGUGGUGUGGGUGGUUGUUGGUGGGUGGGUAUUGGUUGGUGUUUGGUGUGUUUUGUGGGUGUUUUAGUUUUUGUGUGUUAUGGGUGUUUGUGGUGUUGUGUGGGGUUUGGGUGGGGGUUGUGUUGUGGUUGGGGUUAUUGA
Messenger RNA from Knipowitschia caucasica, 1287 nucleotides. Lineage: Eukaryota; Metazoa; Chordata; Actinopteri; Gobiiformes; Gobiidae. The record is from the annotation of a GenBank genome assembly.